This is a messenger RNA of Sorex fumeus (smoky shrew), 1756 nucleotides long. It is a transcript of the gene MKS1, whose product is annotated as MKS transition zone complex subunit 1. The transcript is spliced from 18 exons. The coding region runs from base 55 to 1734 and encodes 559 amino acids. Gene Ontology annotation, cellular component: MKS complex. NCBI's taxonomy places the organism in Eukaryota, Metazoa, Chordata, Mammalia, Eulipotyphla, Soricidae. The record is from RefSeq and is a predicted model, not a curated record. Gene Ontology annotation, biological process: cilium assembly.
CGACCGCGGCCGCGUUGCCCGGGAGCCGGGGGCGGGGCGGCCGGCGCGGCAAUCAUGGCGGCAGCGGCCUGGAGCUCCGACACCGGCGAGGCCGUUUACCGCUCCCGGGACCCUGUGCGCAACCUGCGCCUCCGCGUCCACCUGCAGAGAGUGACCGCCAGCGCCUUCCUUCGAGACCCGCCCGCUGCCCAGGCCGGGAAGGACCUCCUGGGCUUGGCCGCCUUGUGGCCCCAAGCAACAGCCAGUGGCCACCGGCCUGAUGAAGAUGAAAAGGAGGAGGUCGAGAUUGGGUGGCAGGAGAAGCUCUUCAGCCAGUUCGAAGUGGAUCUGUACCAAAAUGAAGGUGCCUGCCAGAGCCCCUUGGAUCAUCAGUACCGGCAGGAGAUCCUGAAGCUGGAGGGCUCGGGGGGCAGGAAGAACAGGCGCAUCUUUACCUACACGGACUCCGACAGAUACACCAGCCUGGAGGAGCACUGUCAGAAAAUGACCACCGCAGAGCACGAGGUGCCAUCGUUCUUGGUGGAGCGAAUGGCCAAUGUCAGGCGGCGCCGGCAGGACAGGCGAGGGAUGGAGGGCGGCCUCCUCAAGUCCCGCAUCAUCACCUGGGAGCCUUCAGAAGACUUUGUCAGGAGCAGCCAUGUGCUCAACACGCCCAUGCAGACGAUGUACAUCAUGGCCGACCUGGGGCCCUCUGGAAAGCUGGGCUACAGGAAGUACGAACACGUCCUGUGUACCCUGAAGGUGGACAGCAACGGCGUCAUCACGGUCAAACCCGACUUCUCCGGCCUCAAGGGCCCCUACAGAAUCGAGACUGAGGGGGAGAAGCAGGAGCUGUGGAAGUACACGGUCGACAACGUGUCUGCGCUGGCGCAGCAGGAAGAGGAGGAGCGGGAACAGCGCGUGUUCAAGGAUCUUUAUGGCCGGCACAAGGAGUAUCUCAACAGCCUGGUGGGCACUGACUUUGAGAUGCCCAUCCCUGGUGCGCUACGGCUCUUUGUGAAUGGAGAGGUGGUCUCAGCCCAAGGCUACGAGUAUGACAAUCUCUAUGUUCACUUCUUCGUGGAGCUGCCAGCCUCCAACUGGUCAAGCCCCGAUGUCCAUCAGCUCUCAGGAAUGACACAGACCUGCGUCACCAAGUCUGUGGGAAUGGACAAGGUGGCACACUUCUCCUGCCCUUUCUCAUGGGAGGCCUUCUUCCUGCAGCAGGACGGAGCUGAAGAUGCUGCCCUGGAGUGGCCGGUGCUCUACUGUGAGGUGCUGUCCCUGGACUCCUGGCAGCGGUACCGUGUGGAGGGCUACGGUGCUGUGGUUUUGCCCACCACCCCAGGUUCCCACACGCUGACGGUCCCCACAUGGAGGCCACUGGAGCCCGGCACGGUGGCCGAGCUGAGGCGGUUUUUCAUUGGUGGGUCUCUAGAACUGGAGGACAUCUCCUAUGUGCGGAUCCCCGGAACCUUCAAGGGGCAGCGGCUGAGCCGAUUCGGGCUGCGCACGGAGACCACGGGCACCGUCACCUUCCGUCUGCACUGUCUGCAGCAGUCCAGGGCCUUCCUGGAAUCGCGUUCCCUCCGCAGGAGGAUGCAGAGCGUGCUGGACCGGCUGGAGGGCUUCAACCAGCAGAGCUCGGUUCACGCGGUGCUUGAGGCCUUCCAGAGAGCCCGGCGCCGCAUGCAGGAGGCCCGAGAGAGCCUCCCCGCGGACUUAGUGAGCCCCUCGGGAACCCUGGUCUCCUAGCCCAAGGUCUGCCGAUUUGGAC